GAAGCCCACCGAAAUCGAACUGAGAAAAUCGCUCCGACCGGAGAAGUUUGAAUCGGAGUUCCUCCGAUCAAAGGAUUUUCUCUCUGAGGCUAUGGGGAAACGAGGAGCUAAUAAGCUUACAAGAGCUCAAGGAGGACCAAAUCUCAAGUCUGAGCUGAGACAUGGCCACUUGAAGAAUCUCGUUCUCUGGUCUGCCGCCGGAGAUAAUCCCAUCCCGUCGCUAGCCGCCUUGCUCGGUCGGCGUCUCGCUGCCAACGGAGAAGCUUCGGGGAUUGCUCAUGACCCUGAUCUCGUCACUUGUCAAAGGUGUGAGACCAUUCUUCAGCCGGGUUUCAAUUGCAAUGUCAGAAUCGAAAAGGUUUCUUCCUCCAAGAAGAAGAAACACAACAACAGGCGCAACAAGUCUAACAUCUGUUUGCCUCAGAACAAUGUAGUUUACUAUUGCUGUUUCUGUUCUCACCGUAAUCUCAAGAGAAGAACUGCGAAAGGUCAGAUGAAAGAGAUUUGCCCGCCCAAGCCUAAACCCACUCGUUCACGUCCUCAGAACAAGAAAGAGAUGAUGUUGCUUCAAGAGACCCAAAGUAACAUGCUUUCUUCACCCAAAAGAUCUGAGAAAGAUCAGGUGGAGAAUGGUUUUGUGGAUACGCCAAAGCCAAUGCUUACUUUGGAGAGAGAGAAGAGAAUAAGAAAACCCAAAAGUAAGAAACGGACUGAGCCCGAAAGCGUUCCUGAGAAAACAGUUGGUCCAUCAUCAAAUAAGAGGAAGAGAAAAUCAUGGACAAGUAUGAAGGAGACAGCUGAGACAAACAAGAGUUCUAGUGCUGCAAACUUCAAGAUACCUUUUCUCUUGUGAUCUGCUGUUUGUUAAAUGUUACAUAAAUUUUGGGGAAAAGUAGAGUAAAUAUAUCUCUCUUUGUAGAAGUUUUUAUGCAAUGAUGCUUCUUGAUACUAUUGUUCCUUUUAACUUAAAAAGAUAU
This is a messenger RNA of Eutrema salsugineum, 977 nucleotides long. RefSeq lists its product as uncharacterized. The record is from RefSeq and is a predicted model, not a curated record. The transcript has 2 exons. Gene Ontology annotation, biological process: RNA processing. Lineage: Eukaryota; Viridiplantae; Streptophyta; Magnoliopsida; Brassicales; Brassicaceae. Bases 92 to 853 code for a protein of 253 amino acids.